AUGGGCUGGUUCACCCCCUCCCACUCCCCCACCCGCCGCCCCGGCUACAACCACCGCACCUCCAGCCACCACUCCUCCCACGGCCACGCCCCAACUCACAGCCACGGACCUACCUCAACCCACCGCCCGGCCCCCUCAAGCUUCUCGCGCACCUCCUCCUCCUACCACCGCCGCCACCCCAAGCCCCGCGCGGGCUACAUAGCGCGUCUGCUGCACAAGCUCCGCGCCCUGCUGCGCGAGCUGUGGUAUCUGGCCCGGCGCCACCCGGCGCGCGUGUUUUGGCUCGUGGCCAUGCCGCUGAUCAGUGGGGGCGUGCUGCAGCAGAUGGCGCGGAGGGUCGGCGUGAGGUUGCCGGGGUGGUUGGGCGCGGUUGUGGGGCAGGGGAUGAGCGGCGGGAGGGGCAGGGGGCUUGAGGGGGGGUAUUAUGGCAGUGCGGGAUAUGGUGGCGGGGGGAGUGGGUUUGGGGGGUAUGGAGGAGGGGGUCUGGGCGGCGGCGUUGGGGGGUUGAUGCAGGCGGUAAGGUUGUUCAUGUGA
This is a messenger RNA of Coniosporium apollinis CBS 100218, 534 nucleotides long. RefSeq lists its product as uncharacterized. Bases 1 to 534 code for a protein of 177 amino acids. The record is from RefSeq and is a predicted model, not a curated record. Lineage: Eukaryota; Fungi; Ascomycota; Dothideomycetes. The transcript has a single exon.